AUGCCUUGCUGCUGGCAUAGAUAUAAUCAAAACGUCACCCUGGACGUUCUCGUGCAACUCUACCGUUGCGAAUAUACUUCUACUCGAGCUAAGGCCUCAUCAAAUGAUAAAAACUUGUGCAACGAGGUUCCCAUCGACCACCGUCUCAAGCAAUAUCUUCCCAGCGCCAAAGACAAACAUUCUCAGCAGAUCGGAAAAGAUGCAGACAUUAUUGAGAGCUUUGGUGCCAUCAUGGUCCGUGAUAACGGGACCUAUCCUUCCCAGAACGAGGCGGGCUUCGCCGCAUGGCUUACCAGACCAGACAUGCAAGGUAUUCUUGUCAUUCCGCUGUUACAACCAGCCAAGACACAGGUCUACAAUGCAGACUUUCAGUGGGUCAAGGACGAAUGUUCUACGCUGGCUUAUCUGGAGGAAGUCUAUAGCCCUUUGUGA
Messenger RNA from Fonsecaea pedrosoi CBS 271.37, 432 nucleotides. RefSeq lists its product as uncharacterized. The transcript has a single exon. Bases 1 to 432 code for a protein of 143 amino acids. NCBI's taxonomy places the organism in Eukaryota, Fungi, Ascomycota, Eurotiomycetes, Chaetothyriales, Herpotrichiellaceae. The record is from RefSeq and is a predicted model, not a curated record.